Molecule: messenger RNA, 1782 nt
Organism: Mytilus trossulus (common blue mussel)
Lineage: Eukaryota; Metazoa; Mollusca; Bivalvia; Mytilida; Mytilidae
Product: WW domain binding protein 1-like
Exons: 5
Coding region: 48-470 (140 amino acids)
Source: RefSeq, a predicted model, not a curated record
CAUCAUAUGCCUUCCGGAUUUCAUUUGAGAAACGGAAAUCAGUAGAAAUGGAGGUCUUGUUGAUUUUUAAAGCAAUUUGUUUGUCUUUAAUGACAAGAUUUGCCCAGGGUUUAACAUAUUGUCCAAAGGAAGCAUGUUAUGAUGACGACUAUUAUUGCUGUGACGGGUGGUGUUGUCAAAAUUACAGUGUUUAUCAAGUUUGGUGGUUCUGGUGUAUAUGGGUAGUGGUAUUUUUAUUGAUUGUAAGCUGUGUGGUCUGUAUCCGACGCAGAAGAUUGGCCAGAGCUCGUUACGUUAGAAUUGCACAAGUUCCAACUGGUGGCUACAACACAAUUAUCACUAAUCAAAGUCAGCAACAGUACACACAUGUUCAGACACCGAGAUAUUAUCAACCACCGACGGCCCCAAUGCCACCACAAUAUCAACAAACCGAGAUUCCGAAACAACCACCUCCCCCAUACCAGCAAUGAGCAAAGCUGAGUGAGGAAUAGAAAUGAACCAGUUGGAAUAAUUUGAGAUUUAAAAUUGCUAUAAUUUAAUAAAGGCGCAGUGAAUCAAAAUGGAGGACAUUCAGAUGAUUGUAUAUUAUAUUACUACUUAUUUUAACUGAUAUUUUGUACAUUAUUUAACAUGUUAUUCAGAUUUGUUUGUUAAACUUUUGUUGUAGAAUACUGCAGUGGGCUUAUCAUUGAAAUUAAAUGUAACAGGAAUUACAAUUUAAAAUUCAUUGUAUUAUUAUUUUUUUUGUAUUUUUUUCUUGCCUCUUAUGGAUAUUAAGUAUGAAUUAAAUGAUUUUUUCAAAACAAAAAUUUUUGUUUUUGUUACAAAGAACAAUGUAGCUUGCACAUGCAGUACUUAUUUAAAAUAAUCUAUAAAGAAAAAUUAUCUGCAGAUUUCUAUUUAGAUAACAAACAAAAAUCACAAAAGAAUUAAAAUUCUCCACAAACAAAUGGAAGAUUUUAACGACCUUGACUGGCUAUACAACCCUUGCACGGUCGGUAAAUUUCUCCACAUUCAUAUCUUUUUCAUUUUAUAUAAUCUUGAACAUGUUAAUGAUUUAAAUUUAUUUGUAGAUCUUGAUGAUUAAGUUAAUAAGUUUCAUUGUGCAUUUUGAAUUUAUUUAACUUUCAUCUGUGAACAUAUGGUUCUUAGUACUUUUUUUUUUACAGUGACCAAAAUAUGACAAAAUAUGUAUUGCAUGCUGCAUCAAACUCAAAGAUUGAUAUCACCUCUCUGGCUAAUUGGGUUCCUAACUUCUUAGUACAUGCAAUACACAUUGUACCAUUUAUUGUUCACUAUAUCAUAUAUUUGAACAAGAUAUUUCUUGGAGCUUUUUCCAAAGGGUUAUAAUGCCCUAUGCCUUAUAGAGUAUUUGUUAAAGGCUGUGUUUUAUGGGGUUGGAUAUAAGUUCUAAUGAAUAACUAGUUUCUUUUAUCAGAUAUUCAAAACAGCAUUAUUAGUAUCUUAAUAUAUGAACAUUAGUACUUUGAUAUAUAAUAAUUUUUGAUUUUUUUUUCAUAUUAGGGUAUCUUUUUUUAAUAAAGAACUUUCUUCUGUUGAUGCAUGUUGUAUUUGAAAUAAGAUGCCAAUGUUAAGAUAACCAUUACCAAUUGGAUAUUCCUAAGUUUGAUAUUCGACAUAAUUUAUGUUUUUCUUUGCUUUUGUCUGCAUAUGUAAAUGUUAAACAGAAAUCUGUAUUUGACACAAGAUAUUAAAUCCAUAGUUAUAAGGGUAAUUUAUCAAAAUGUUGUUUGUUAAUGAAAUAAAUAUUUGUACAUUUUA